Manihot esculenta (cassava) is the source of this 1395-nucleotide messenger RNA. Its product is annotated as MADS-box protein SVP. The transcript has 9 exons. Gene Ontology annotation, biological process: positive regulation of transcription by RNA polymerase II. The record is from RefSeq and is a predicted model, not a curated record. Gene Ontology annotation, cellular component: nucleus. The coding region runs from base 211 to 915 and encodes 234 amino acids. Lineage: Eukaryota; Viridiplantae; Streptophyta; Magnoliopsida; Malpighiales; Euphorbiaceae. Gene Ontology annotation, molecular function: DNA-binding transcription factor activity, RNA polymerase II-specific; protein dimerization activity; RNA polymerase II cis-regulatory region sequence-specific DNA binding.
AACGCGAUGAAAAGAAUUCUGUUUAGCUAUAAAAGGGAAUGCAACCUUUCCUUUCUUGAACACACUGCCUUCUAAGGAACUCUCUCUCUUUCUCUCUGCUCCCUUCUCUUACACGGUGAAGGUCCUAUUUUCUCUAAUCGGCUAGCUUUAGUUGAACCCUAACUCAAGCCAAAGUUCCUCAAACGGACCCAGAGCUAGCUAGGGAGGAGGAUGGCUAGAGAGAAGAUCAAGAUCAAGAAGAUUGACAACAUCACAGCCAGGCAAGUGACCUUCUCAAAGAGGAGACGAGGGCUUUUUAAGAAAGCUGAAGAGCUUUCUGUUCUUUGCGAUGCUGAGGUUGCUCUCAUCAUUUUCUCUGCUACUGGCAAGCUCUUCGAGUAUUGCAGCUCCAGUACAAAGGAUGUAAUUGCGAGGUAUAAUCUGCAUUCUAAUAACCUGGACAAACUUGAACGACCUUCACUUGAAUUGGAGCUAGAGAAUAGUCAUCGUGCCCAUUUAAACAAGGAGAUUGCUGAAAAGACACAACAACUAAGGCAGAUGAUGGGUGAGAAUCUGCAAGGAUUAGACAUUGAAGAAUUGCAGCAAUUGGAAAAAUUGCUUGAAGCAGGACUUAGCCGUGUGCUUGAAACUAAGGGAGAUAAGAUGAUGAAUGAGAUCUUAAUGCUUGAAAAGAAGGGAGCUCAAUUACUAGAAGAGAAUAAACAGCUAAAAGAGAAGAUGAUGAGAAUUCUGAGCAAGGGAAAAGGGCCGGCGCUUUUGGAAUGGGAUGGGGGGAUCCACCAGGAAGAAGGCAUGUCAUCGGAAUCUGCCACCAACUUCUGCAGCUACCCUACUGGCCCUCCUCUUCCUCUUGCUGAUGAUAGCUACUAUACUUCUCUCAAAUUAGGUCUAGGAUGUUGUAGAAUUAUAGUAUGAAUCUAAAAUACAAUUCAUCCAAGCUAAACUGGAUUAUGGAACUGGUCCUUAAUAGCAAACAUGGAAGCAAGAGCAACAAAUUUUCCUUGAACUUUUCAUUGAAGCGUGCGGCGAUAUAUCUUUUGCUUUCUGUAAACUGUUUUGCGGGCUGCCCUUUUGAAGAUGGUGGGAAGACAAGGUAGAUUUUCCCAAGGAAUAAAGCCAGGUCCUUAUCAUUUGAAGAUAGAUAUGCUUCAAUAUAUAUAUGUAUGUAUGUAUGUAUACAUGAGUUGUCGUGUUAUGAUUGUAGUUGUCUCCUCCUCUACAUUGGGUAUGUUCUGUGUAGGAACUAAAAAGUUGCAGACCUAGCUUGUGUAAUUAUAUUAGAGUUGGGACUUUCAGUUAGGUCCUCAACUAACUGUUACUGGUUCUUCGGCUGAAACCCAGAGUUUCGACCUUAGCUUCUAUUAAUAUAUAUUUUUUAUUGGUUAUUAUUUCUAA